Messenger RNA from Tricharina praecox, 1853 nucleotides. Its product is annotated as 2-oxoacid dehydrogenases acyltransferase-domain-containing protein. Gene Ontology annotation, molecular function: acetyltransferase activity; lipoic acid binding. NCBI's taxonomy places the organism in Eukaryota, Fungi, Ascomycota, Pezizomycetes, Pezizales, Pyronemataceae. The transcript is spliced from 3 exons. Bases 286 to 1692 code for a protein of 468 amino acids. The record is from RefSeq and is a predicted model, not a curated record. Gene Ontology annotation, cellular component: cytoplasm; mitochondrion.
AGGCUAUAUAAGGUAGGUGUCUUCCCCCACAGCACGCUCCGUCGCUCCGGGCCUCCGGCCCUUGCAUCGUACCUACUGUACCCUGGGGUCAGGAGCUCGUGAAAGCAAGCAGCAGGCAGGCAAGUAAGCUUGAGCUCAGAGCGGCUAUCCACGGCAGGGCAGGGCAGCGCAAGCUCCAACGCGACGCAGGCCGUCCGUCCACCUACCACCAGCAACACCAGCCCUCCCACCACCAUCUCAAUCCCCCUCCUCAUCCUCUCCUCUCACAAUCACUCCUUCCGAAAAAUGCGACCCCUCCUUCUUCGCCCGCUCCUCCGUCGCCCGCUCCAGCGCAGCUUCAGCACGCUCCCGCCGCGCCUAGCAAUAAAGCCGUUCCUGCUGGCCGACAUCGGCGAGGGCAUUCGCGAGUGCGAGGUGAUCCAGUGGUUUGUCGAGCCCGAGGCGCGCGUCGAGCAGUUCGACAAGCUGUGCGAGGUGCAGAGCGAUAAAGCGUCUGUCGAGAUUACGAGUAGGUUCGAUGGGGUGAUCAAGAAAUUGCACUAUCAGGCGGGCGAGAUGGCGAUUGUGGGGAAGCCACUGGUGGAUAUCGACCUAGCGGCGGAAGUCGCGGACGAUCCGCAAUUGGGCCCGUCGGGGGAGCCGUCCACGUCCACGCCCACGCCAUCUGAAAAUGGCGGGUUGGCGGUGGCGGCGGGGGGUGCGGGUGUGUCGGAGACCGCAGCAGCUGGAGUGGCAGCAAUGGCAGCAGCUGCAAUACGUACGCCGGCGGAGAUAGCAAGGAACGAAACCUUGGCCACACCAGCGGUCCGAAGGAUCUCGAGGGAGCUGGGCGUUGAUAUCGCUGACGUCACGGGCACGGGGAAGGAUGGGCGGGUGCUGAAGGAGGAUAUUACGAGGUUUUCGGAGGAUUCGGCGGCGGCGGCGGCGGGUGCAGAGACGGCUGCCACCACUACUCCCACCACCACCACUACGACACUGGCGGCAGCGGCGGAACAGCAGGACGAGCUCAUCCCGCUGACGCCGAUCCAGCACCAAAUGUUCAAAGUGAUGACCGCCUCACUGAGCAUCCCACACUUCCUCUACAGCGACGAAGUCGCCCUCGACGCACUCGCGCGGAUCCGCGGCACGCUCGCCAGCACACAGCGGCUAACAUACAUGCCGUUCAUCAUCAAAGCGGUUUCGGUAGCACUGUCCGAGUACCCGCUGCUCAACAGCCGCGUCUCCAUCACGGCAGGCGCAAAGCCGCAGCUCAUCCGCCGGCCCAUCCACAACAUCGGCGUGGCGAUGGACACGCCGCUGGGCCUGCUGGUGCCAAACAUCAAGGACGUGGCACGGCACAGCAUCGUGAGCAUUGCAGCGGAGCUUCUGCGCCUACAAGCUUUGGGCGCAGCGGGCAAGCUGGCGCCCGCGGACCUGGCCGGCGGAACAAUCACGGUCAGCAAUAUCGGGAACAUUGGCGGGACGGUUGUGGCACCAGUGAUCGUGCCGAGCGAGGUGGCAAUUCUGGGUAUGGGCCGCGCACGGACUGUCCCCGCGUUCGACGACGCGGGCGAGCUGGUUAAGCGCUCUGUCGUCAACUUCUCGUGGAGCGCGGAUCAUAGGGUCGUUGAUGGCGCGACUAUGGCGCGGAUGGCGGCAAGGGUUAGAGAGCUUGUGCAGGAGCCGGAGAAGCUGCUGGUGGCGCUGCGUUGAAGUGAUCAGGGAAUUGGGGGGGGGGGUUGUACGUAUUGAUUGAUUGUGUACGUAUUGAUUGAUUGUGUACGUAUUGAUUGAUUGUGUACGUAUUGAUUGAUUGUGUACGUAUUGAUUGAUUGUGUACGUAUUGAUUGAUUGUGUACGUAUUGAUUGAUUGU